AUGUUACUGUUGAAUCCGGUGAUACAUCCCGACACUCGCAACAAGCCACUAAAAAUAGAGUCUUUUCUUCGCAGAGAACAUAAUUUUUCCGUUAAUCCAGACCGUCCAGUAUGCCAGUUUUUUUUACCUUCCACUCCCGGUUCUUGUCCCAAUGGCAAUAAUUGUCCUAAUAAACACGUUCCUACAAUGUAUUCCAACAAGAUUGUGUGCAAGCAUUGGCUUCGUGGACUCUGUAAGAAGAAUGACCACUGUGAAUUUCUCCACGAAUACAAUUUGCGGAAAAUGCCCGAAUGCUUGUUCUACUCAAAGAAUGGAUUUUGUACCCAAACUCCUGAAUGUUUAUAUUUGCACGUCGAUCCACAACUGAAAAUACCCGCAUGCCCCAACUACGAAAAGGGAUUCUGUCCCGAGGGCCCCAAAUGUCCUAAUCGACAUGUACGAAAAAUAAUGUGUCCUUUGUGGGUGACAGGAUUCUGUCCCAAAGGUGCUGAAUGUGAUUAUAGUCAUCCUCGCUUCGAGGGAAUGAUAGACAGGUUGCGAAUCAAGCCAGAUGAAGACGAAAAGGAGGGAAGUAAGGGGAACGAGGUUGCGAAGAAGUAA
Messenger RNA from Meyerozyma guilliermondii ATCC 6260, 600 nucleotides. It is a transcript of the gene YTH1, whose product is annotated as cleavage polyadenylation factor RNA-binding subunit. The record is from RefSeq and is a predicted model, not a curated record. Gene Ontology annotation, molecular function: metal ion binding; RNA binding. The transcript has a single exon. NCBI's taxonomy places the organism in Eukaryota, Fungi, Ascomycota, Pichiomycetes, Serinales, Debaryomycetaceae. Bases 1 to 600 code for a protein of 199 amino acids.